AUGGGUGCCACUGGUGGUGAAGUGAUAAAUGCGGACAAGAUACAAAUAUAUGCUGGUCUUGACAUCGCAACUAACAAGAUCCGGCCGAAUGAUCAAGGUGGUAUUCCUCAUCACUUAAUUGGGGUUAUUUCAUCAAUUGCGGAUGAUGUGUAUGUACCUUCCUUUCGAUCUAUUGCAACAACUACUACGGAGUCUAUUGCAAGGUGUGGUCGAGUUCCAGUUCUGGUAGUUGAGGAACUAAAAGAGUAUUUUGAUACUACGCUGGCUCAUAAGAUUGGUAACCACACUGGGCUGGCUAAGGCAAUUGGUGUGCGAGAACUAAGCAAAUAUUUUGGUGGAGGCAUGAGUCUUUCUGAUUCCAUAGAUGAGAUGAAAGCAAAUACAAAAGCCCUUGCAAAAUCACAGACUACAAAGAUUCGCCAUAUCGCUGGUGUUUGGGGCUGGCCUAUGUGUGUGGUGGACUCUACAGAAGCCAUACGCUGCCAUCUAAGUGGAGGAGACCAUAGUACGGAGGACAUAUCAUGGGAAUGCGAUGUGAGUUCUCCUGCAAUUGCUAUUGUGGAUAAGUUUUUACAUAGCUAA
Messenger RNA from Miscanthus lutarioriparius, 582 nucleotides. Lineage: Eukaryota; Viridiplantae; Streptophyta; Magnoliopsida; Poales; Poaceae. The record is from the annotation of a GenBank genome assembly.